This is a messenger RNA of Meloidogyne enterolobii, 267 nucleotides long. NCBI's taxonomy places the organism in Eukaryota, Metazoa, Nematoda, Chromadorea, Rhabditida, Meloidogynidae. The record is from the annotation of a GenBank genome assembly.
UGCUGUCAUUUCUCUCCUUUCUUUUUAAAAUCCUUCCUCCCCUUGUAUUGGCCUAGUAAGUAUUUCUAUUUCUAUUUUAUUUCUUUUUUCUAUUUUCACAUGUAUUGGCUGUGUUCGACGUUCUCUUUUUUGCAUUCCCACAAACAAUCUUCCCCCAACUCUUCUAAAUUUGUUCUUUUUUUAUUUACAGCCACCCAACACAAACAUACAUAUUUAUUUAUCUAUUUAUUCCUUUUUUUAAAUGUUGCCGCGGGAACGCCAUUUUAA